Corapipo altera (White-ruffed manakin) is the source of this 2706-nucleotide messenger RNA. RefSeq names its product bromodomain containing 2 (gene BRD2). The transcript has 12 exons. Gene Ontology annotation, cellular component: chromatin; nucleus. Lineage: Eukaryota; Metazoa; Chordata; Aves; Passeriformes; Pipridae. The record is from RefSeq and is a predicted model, not a curated record. Bases 75 to 2420 code for a protein of 781 amino acids. Gene Ontology annotation, biological process: chromatin remodeling; regulation of DNA-templated transcription.
CGGAGGAGACGGCGGGAGGAGGAGGAGGAGGAAGAGGAGACGAGGGCCCGCGGGCCGCGCACGGAGCCGUCGGGAUGUUGCAGAAUGUGAAUCCCCAGAGCAAGCUCCUGGGGGAGGGCAAUGCCGGGCUCAUGGCGCUGGCGACGCCGACGGAGUCGACUCCCGGGAAGCGGAUCCGCAAACCUUCGCUGCUCUACGAGGGCUUCGAGAGCCCCACCAUGGCCUCGGCUCCCGCCCUUCCCAACCCUCAGGCCAAUCCGCCGCCUCCCGAGGUUUCCAAUCCCAAAAAACCCGGUCGGAUCACCAACCAGCUCCAGUACCUGCACAAGGUGGUGAUGAAGGCGCUGUGGAAGCACCAGUUCGCGUGGCCCUUCCGCCAGCCCGUGGACGCCGUCAAGCUGGGCCUGCCGGAUUACCACAAGAUCAUCAAGCAGCCCAUGGAUAUGGGAACCAUCAAGAGACGCCUGGAGAACAACUAUUACUGGGGGGCAGCCGAGUGCAUGCAGGACUUCAACACCAUGUUCACCAACUGCUACAUCUACAACAAGCCCACGGAUGACAUCGUGCUGAUGGCGCAGACCCUGGAGAAGAUCUUCCUGCAGAAGGUGGCACAGAUGCCUCCGGAGGAGCAGGAGAUCGUGGUGCCCGUGGCCAAGAACAGCCAUAAAAAGGGGGCAUCCAGGGCGGCAGCGCUCCUGGCGGGACUGACGGCAGCUCAGCAGGUCCCGGCCGUGUCCUCGGUGUCCCAGCCCACAGUGUACACCCCCACGACCCCCGAGAUCCCCACAACCAUCGUCAACAUCCCCCACCCCUCGGUCAUCUCCGCCCCCAUCCUGAAAUCCCUGCAUCCCAACGCUCCGGCCGUCCUGGCCCCGCCCGCGCCCACACAGCCCGUGGCCAAGAAAAAGGGGGUGAAGCGGAAAGCCGACACCACCACGCCCACCACCACGGCCAUCAUCGCCACCAGCACCGGCGGCGAGUCCUCCCCGUCCCCCUCGGCCUCCGGAGCCCCCCCGGACCCCCCGAAACCCGCCAAGAUCCCCGCCCGGCGCGAGAGCGGCCGCCCCAUCAAACCCCCCCGCAAGGACCUCCCGGAUUCCCAGCAGCACCAAACUUCCAAGAAGGGGAAGCUCUCGGAGCAGCUCAAGUAUUGCAACGGGAUCCUGAAGGAGCUGCUGUCCAAGAAGCACGCGGCCUACGCGUGGCCCUUCUACAAGCCCGUGGACGCCUCGGCCCUGGGGCUCCACGACUACCACGAGAUCAUCAAGCACCCCAUGGAUCUCAGCACCAUCAAGAGGAAGAUGGAGAACCGGGACUACCACGACGCGCAGGAAUUCGCGGCCGACGUGCGGUUGAUGUUCUCCAACUGCUACAAGUACAACCCGCCCGACCACGAUGUGGUGGCCAUGGCCAGGAAGCUCCAGGACGUGUUCGAGUUCAGCUACGCCAAAAUGCCGGAUGAGCCGCAGGAUGCUGGAGCUCCCUCUGUGUCCACCCCGCUGCCUGUUCCCAAAUCCUCCUCCGAGGAAUCUUCCAGCGACGAGGACGAUGAGGACGAGGACGACGAAGACGACGAGGACGACGAGACCAGCACGGAAAGCUCCUCGGAGAGCGAGGAGAGCUCGGAUUCCGAGGAGGAACGAGCCAACCGGCUGGCAGAGCUGCAGGAGCAGCUGCGGGCCGUGCACGAGCAGCUGGCUGCCCUCUCGCAGGGCCCCGUGUCCAAACCCAAGAAAAAGCGGGAGAAGAGGAAGAGGAAGAAGUCGGAGAAGCACAAAGGGAGGGACGAGGAGACGAGGGCGAGGCAGGCGCAGCUCCGGAGGGCCCGGAAAGCCGGAGGCAGCGGCGGAUCCAAGAAUUCCAAGAAAUCCGCCAAACCUGCCCUGCCAGCCCCUCCAUCCCUCUACGAUUCCGAGGAAGAGGAGGAAUCCAAACCCAUGACCUACGACGAGAAGCGCCAGCUGAGCCUGGACAUCAACAAACUUCCUGGGGAAAAACUGGGAAGAGUGGUGCACAUCAUCCAAUCCCGGGAGCCUUCCCUGCGGGAUUCCAAUCCCGAGGAAAUUGAGAUCGACUUUGAGACCCUCAAACCCUCCACGCUGAGGGAGCUGGAGCGUUACGUCCUGUCCUGCCUCCGGAAAAAACCCCGGAAACCCUACAGCGAGACCAUGAAGAAGCCGGUGGGGAAGACGAAAGAGGAGCUGGCGCUGGAGAAGAAGAGAGAGCUGGAAAAGCGUCUCCAGGACGUCAGUGGGCAGCUGAACUCGGCCAAGAAACCCCCCAAGAAGGCCAAUGAGAAGCCGGAAUCUGCCCAACAAGUGGCAGCUUCCCGACUUUCUGCCUCCAGCUCCAGCUCUGAUUCCAGCAGCUCCAGCUCCUCCUCCUCCUCCUCCGACACCAGCGACUCGGAUUCUGGUUAGUUGGGAAUUCCCAGGGAUUCCCAGGAAUUCCCGGGCUCCGCAGGACCGGACCCGAGUCCCCCUCCUGGAUUCUGGGGUGACUCCCACCCCCCCUCCAGCACCGAUGGACUUUGGGAAUGCGGGAGAAGAGGGGGGAGGAUCCCAUGGGAUGAGGUUUUGAGAGUUUUGGGAUUAUCCCGUUUUCCUCCUCCAGUGGAAUUUUACUGUUUGUUUUUGGUUUUUUUGUUGAUUUUUUGUUUUGUUCUGUUUUGUUCUGGUUUUUUCCUUUUUUUUUUUUUUUUUUUUU